This is a messenger RNA of Crotalus tigris (Tiger rattlesnake), 3155 nucleotides long. Its product is annotated as transducin-like enhancer protein 1. Gene Ontology annotation, biological process: regulation of DNA-templated transcription; negative regulation of canonical Wnt signaling pathway. Gene Ontology annotation, molecular function: protein binding; transcription corepressor activity. The record is from RefSeq and is a predicted model, not a curated record. The transcript has 21 exons. The coding region runs from base 264 to 2711 and encodes 815 amino acids. Gene Ontology annotation, cellular component: transcription regulator complex; nucleus. NCBI's taxonomy places the organism in Eukaryota, Metazoa, Chordata, Lepidosauria, Squamata, Viperidae.
GGAAAGAGGGAGAGAGAGAGAAAAAAAGAGAGAGAGAGCGAGGAAAGGAAGAAGGGGCGUUGAAAGGGGGGGGUCCCAUCUCUCUCUCUCUCUCUCUCUCUCUCUCUCUCUCUCUUGCAAACACGGCAGGGCAGCCCUGACCCGGAGCCACCCCGCCCACGCUCUCCCUUCCUGCGCUUGGGUUACCCCCAGAACGUGGGUUCCCCAAACUGGAGAGGUGGUGACCUUGCCUAAAAUCACAAACCUAUGGUUGAUUUACAAGGAUGUUCCCCCAAAAUCGGCCCCCGGCUCACCUACAGACCCCCCCUGUGGCCACGGCAGCUGUUGCAGCCGCGGCUGCGGCCAGUGUCGUAUCAACCGCCCCCCAAUCCUUGAAACUGACUUACCCCGAGAUCUUGGACCGGAUCAAAGAAGAAUUCCAGUUUUUGCAGAACCAGUACCACAGCUUGAAACUUGAGUGCGAGAAACUGGCGACUGAGAAGACAGAAAUUCAGCGGCAUUAUGUCAUGUAUUAUGAAAUGUCCUAUGGGUUGAACAUCGAAAUGCACAAACAGACAGAGAUUGCCAAACGGCUGAAUGUCAUCUGCGCUCAGCUUAUCCCCUUCCUGUCUCAGGAGCACCAACAACAAGUGGUCCAGGCGGUGGAACGGGCCAAGCAGGUGACGGUGACAGAACUGAAUGUGGCAAUCGGGCACCAGCUUCAAGCUCAACACCUCUCCCACCACGCGCCCCCCAUCCCAUUGACCCCCCACCCUUCUGGCGUCCAGUCCACCAGCUUGGCCAGCCUCGGUAGCGCUUCUGGGCUGCUGGCGCUGUCGGGAGCCCUGGGGACGCAAGCUCACCUGGUCGCCAAGGAUGACCGAGGGCUUCUCGACGCCGAUAACCGAGAGAGAGACCCCGGACCCAGCUCUUUGGCGCUGUCAAAUGGCGAAAGGAUGCGAGCCAUUUCGGAUUACUUGAACAGUAGCAAAAAAAGGAAGACAGAAAAAGAAUACGGCACAGAUUACGUUGUGGCCUUCAACUACGAAUCCUGUUCCGAUGAACGAAAUGUCCCCUUCCCCGCUUCCUGGAUGUCACUGAGAAAUAAAUCUCUUUUUCUGUCCCCUCCCCCUUUUGAUUUCUUUCAGGGUAGCGAUGGAGAGAAAAGCGAAGAUAAUCUGGUCGUGGAUGAGGAUCCUUCUUCGCCCCACAGCGUCCAGUCCUUCUCCUCCCGAGAAAAUGGGGUCGACAAAGCUACUUUGCAUCGGAAAGAGCUGGGCCACCACAGCCCCACAUCCAUGGCGUCUUCCAGCAGUGUCUCCCCAACUCGCCCCACCAAGGAACUGGCCACAGUAGAGAAAGCAGUUACUCCCGGUUUGAAGUCCAACACCCCAAAUUCCCAAGGGGAUGGAACUACUAUGCCCGGAUCGUCUGGCAGCCUCUCCCAGUUCCGUCCAGGAGUAGCAAAGCAGACGGUGGAGUCACUCGCUUUGAGCCUGCGGAAUCCGCUCACCGUCCAAAGUUCCUAUCAAGCGGCUUUUAACGUCGCCCAUGUUUCAGUCAACGGCGACGUGGUGGGCACCGGCGCCUACGCCGGGCUGCACCUGGUCUCCCCCCAGCUGAACGGGGCCGCCGUGGUGGGGACGGGCAGCUACGGGCGCUCCCCUUUGGUAGCUUAUGAUCCUCACGCGCAUUUGAGGGCCUCAGGCCUUUCUGCGGGAAUGCAGGCCGGCAUAACUUCUGCCAAGCCAGCCUACUCCUUCCACGUAAGCGCAGACGGGCAGAUGCAGCCGGUGCCCUUCCCGCCCGACGCCCUGAUCGGCUCCGGGAUCCCGCGCCACGCCCGCCAGCUGCACACGCUCUCCCACGGCGAGGUGGUCUGCGCCGUCACCAUCAGCCACUCCACCCAGCACGUCUACACGGGGGGCAAAGGCUGCGUCAAGGUCUGGGACGUGGGGCAGCCGGGCACCAAGACCCCCGUGGCGCAGCUGGACUGCCUGAACCGAGACAACUACAUCCGAUCCUGCAAGCUUCUUCCCGACGGCCACAGCCUCAUCGUGGGGGGCGAAGCCAGCACUUUGUCCAUCUGGGACCUGGCGGCCCCCACGCCCCGGAUCAAGGCCGAGCUGACCUCCUCCGCCCCGGCUUGCUACGCCCUGGCCAUCAGCCCCGACGCCAAAGUCUGCUUCUCCUGCUGCAGCGACGGCAACAUCGUAGUCUGGGAUCUGCAGAACCAAACGCUGGUUCGGCAGUUCCAGGGUCACACGGACGGGGCAAGUUGCAUCGACAUUUCCAACGACGGCACCAAACUCUGGACGGGCGGUUUGGACAACACCGUCCGAUGCUGGGACCUCCGCGAAGGCCGGCAGCUGCAGCAACAUGACUUCAGCUCCCAGAUCUUCUCCUUGGGCUACUGCCCCACGGGAGAGUGGCUGGCGGUCGGGAUGGAGAGCAGCAACGUGGAAAUCCUCCACGUGACGAAAUCGGAGAAGUACCAGCUGCAUCUUCACGAGAGCUGCGUCCUCUCCCUGAAGUUCGCUUCCUGUGGGAAAUGGUUUGUCAGCACAGGGAAGGACAAUCUGCUAAACGCCUGGCGGACCCCUUAUGGGGCCAGCAUAUUCCAGUCUAAAGAAACCUCAUCCGUACUUAGCUGCGAUAUUUCCACAGACGAUCAAUUCAUCGUCACCGGAUCUGGGGACCAGAAGGCGUCUGUUUACGAAGUCAUGUACUGACCCGAGUCCCGGCGUUGUUCCAAACUGACCGCAAGAGAAAGGGGCAGCUGUUUUGUGCGCCCCUUCUCGGGUUUUUUUUUUUUUAUCCAGCCAAAGAAUAAAUCCCCUCAACAAGUCCGGGAACGGAACCAGGAACCUGGAACCCACAACGAGGACGCCGGGUGGGUUGUGCGAAUGCAGCCGGCUCCGUCUUCCACGCAACCCAAUGCAUUUGCGGAGCUUUGCGGUUUCUCUCCCGAGUUGUUCUUAUCGUGGCAUGGUGGGAACAAGGGUUGGCUCUCUCUCUUUGGUGUGUGUGUGUGUGUGCGUGAGUGCGCGCAAGUGUGUGUUCACAUUGAAAUUUCUUGGAAAAGUUUGUUGUGUAUUCUAAUUUUUUUUUCUUUUUUUAAAGAAAAAGGAAAUACGAACUUUCAAUAAAGAGAUGAUGGUGUUUGGGUUACUUGA